AUGAGUGACAAUGAAAUGUCUACAGAGGUUGUUGAAGAGCCAGAAGUUUUAACAGUGAAAAAUCAGGAAUCGGAAAUUCUAAAUAAUAAAAUUGAUAAAAAGGAAUUAUUAAAGACAAAAGGACAAAAUAAAGAUGAUUUAGGGUACAGUGUAGGAGAUUUGGUUUUAGCAAAGAUUUCUGGAUACCCCUGGUGGCCUGGGAUGAUUUUCCCGGAGGAUGUUGUGCCUAAGGAUGUUAAGGAUGCUCGACCGGUUUCUAAGAAACGCAAAAAUGGUACUGAGGUCAAAUACUGGCUUGUAAGAUUUUUUCCAGCGCCUGAAUAUAUAUGGGCAACCAAGAGUGAUAUUAGGCCUCUAACGUCAGAAAUGAUUGAUGAUUUCCUUUCGAAAAAAACAACGAAAAGAGAUAUACGAGAAAGUUAUGAAAUUGCAAAAACAAAUCCUACUGUUGAAGACUUACUUGCUCAACAAUCAUUUAAAACAAAUGAUAAAGCAUUGGAGGAAGAUGAAGAGGAAGAUGAAGAUGAAGUAGAAGAUGAUGAGGAAGAGGUUAAUGACGAUGAUUCUAAUGAUUUAAAAAACGGAGAUAUUGAUGAUAUUAAAAAAAAGGAUAUGUUAAAAAGAAAAUCAGAUUCUAGGAAAGGUGAAAAUAAAAAAAAGAAACUUGAAGGUAGUUUACAUAAAAUAAAGCCAAACGAUCAGGAAAAAACACUCUCUUCUAAAUCUCGAAAAGCGUUGAAUAGAAUCUCAGAUGGGAAUUCUAAUUCAGGGGAAUAUCCUAUUUAUUCUGAACAGUCAUCACAAGUAAAAUGGGAGCAGAAAAAACAACAAGUUUUAUUCUUGAGACAUAAAUUACAAAGAAUAAUGCUUGCUACGGGGAAGGUGCCUUCUGAAGCUGAUAUGCCUAUAGUAAGUGAGCAAUUAGAAAAAUUAGAAACAUUUAAAGGAAUUGAUAUUGCAAUUUUACGAACUACAAAAAUAGGGAAAGUUUUAAAAAGAAUUAUUCAACUUCCUGAUAUACCUGCUAAUGAAAAAUAUUCUAUUAAAGAAAGAAGUGAGAAAUUGCUUAUUUUUUGGAAGGAUCUACUAGAAAAACCUAACGAUGAUACUGAAAAUGGUCAGGAAAAAAAAAGUAAAUCAUCUUCCAAAAAAGAUCUACCUGAAUUAUAUAUAAUAAAUGGUAAUGCUUGA
Molecule: messenger RNA, 1191 nt
Organism: Pneumocystis jirovecii RU7
Lineage: Eukaryota; Fungi; Ascomycota; Pneumocystomycetes; Pneumocystales; Pneumocystaceae
Exons: 6
Coding region: 1-1191 (396 amino acids)
Biological process (GO): regulation of transcription by RNA polymerase II
Cellular component (GO): nucleus
Molecular function (GO): transcription coregulator activity; double-stranded DNA binding
Source: RefSeq, a predicted model, not a curated record